CAACUAUAGAAAAAAAUUAACUAGUUUAAUUAUAAGUAAGUUGUGAUUUGUAAUAUUUUGAAUGAAGACACUCAAUUGUAGACUUUUUGACUUUUGAUUGUUUCUAAAAAAUGGAAAAUUGUAGCCUAAAUUUGAUUUGUAGUAGUUUGAAUGAGUAUACUUUUUUAUGUAUCCUUUCUGUCAAAAGAUAUCAACUUACCUCCUUCAGGUUAGAGUUACUGAGUCAGUAUCUUUUCUAUUCUUUGGAGUAAUAAAAAAGAGAAAUAUAUUAAUCUUGGAUCUUAGAGGAAGUAACUUCAUUUGAACAUUUAACACCUACACUAAUGUUCCAACAGUUUUAAUAAAUACUAUAAAUCAUUAAUUAGAAUGAGGGGGUUAAGGAAAAGCUAGAAUAGGCUCUGAGGAAGUGACAAAAUUCUUAUAUCUCUUUGAUGAGUGGAGGAAGUGGGAGCACGUGUAACCAGAGGACUGCAUCUGGUUUCUCUUAGUUUUCGACUGCAGACCAUGGACUAGAUCAAACUUAAGAACUGUUGCACUUUUUAGGAUUACUGAAUUUUGUUUCAACUGAUUACAUUGCCUGAUUCUGUAGACAUUCUGCUAUGAACUGGAUAGGAAACUAUUGACUUCAAUGACAUGCUAUUUGUUAAAAAGUGCUGGUCAUCACCUGCCCCUACUUUGUUGUACCAUAUGUAGGUUAAGAGAGGAUUGGUUUGACUAAUCACCACAAAAAAAGAAAAAACAUGUCACUUGUUCAUUUUUGUUCCAUGGUAGAUAUGCAAUCAAUUUGGCAGAGAUUAUGUGCAGCAUUUAACUCCCUUUGCUGGCACCAUUGAUACUGAUUGUGUUAAUCUGAUGAAGCUAUUUUGAUGUGUUUUUCAAGAAUAUCUUGUGGUGACAAGUUGGUUCUGAGCUUUAUUUCUGAUAUUUCUUUGUUGGAAUUGUUACCAAAUCUCAUGGGAGGCCUAAUAGAUAUUGUAAGGUUUUGAAGGUAAAUUUCUUUUGAGUUAUAGUAAGUAGUCGACAUUAGGAUAGGUAUAAAACUACUAACCUGGUCUAUGAAGUUUUAUCUGGCCAUUGUUAACAGGAUGGGAGGUGUUUUGUACCUUGGAAUUGAUGAUUAUAGACAAGAUGUUGGUAUAACAGGUGAUUUUGUAUAAGCCUACCUGAUAAUUGAGUUGACUGCUGCCGGCUAAUAAGGAAAUUUCUAGGGUUUUUUCUUUUUGCAGUAAUUGUUCGUGAUGUAUUUUACAACUUACCUGUUCGAAGGAAGCAAAUGCACUCCAAGUUCUUCUAGUUUUCUCAAAAUCAAACAAGUAAAAAAUAUUGCUUUACAUACUUUACUUCUAAAGCUGUACUCUGAUCUGAUUGAUCUUUUGGUGUGCAUAUAUAAUCUUGAAGUCCAAGUAGGGUCUUGCAUUCUCCAAAAGAGUCUCUGCUAAGAAUCUCCCUUGCGCAUCGCAGUGCCUCCUUCAAAAUUGUUGAUAUUGAAAGUGAGGAUGACCUGCUGUUGUCUAGUGGGUUUGGAAUUCAUCUGAGUUCCCUUAAUAAAUUGAAUGCAAGUGUUGGUGCAUUCGAACUUUCAGGAUAACUCUCAGGUCCUGGUGUUUAAACAGUGAACCUAUGCAGCCCCAAAUUGAUGGAUAAAGAGAUGUGAUAAGUCCUCUUUUCUACACUUUGUUUAUUGACUUUUUGAUUUCUGACCAAGUAUUUUUUAAAAUGAUAUGGUUCUUUGGCUUUUCUCUCUGGUUUUCUUGAAAUUCCUAAUAGAUUGUUUUUGCAUACAUUGGGCAUGCUUGUUGAUAAGUUUCUGAAGCCAUUCUGGAGGAUUUCUCCCAUUGAUAUUACCAAGUGGCUUAACUAUAUCUUUUCUCAGAUUUGGCAACCGGAGCUUUGCAUAUGAGAGGCACCCUCAUAGAUAUGAGGUGGAUCCUGAUAUGGUGCAGCAAUUUGAAGAUGCUGGCCUUUCUUUCACUGGCAAAGAUGAAAGUGAUCGCCACAUGGAGGUAUCUGUUGCUAUAGACAUUGGGACCUGAAUUGUGAAGGCGGAUGACAAUGGAUCUGGUGUCUCACGAGAUGGACAGAUGCUGAGGAGAGAAUGAUAUGGUUCUUCUUAAUUCUAUUAUGAUUGAGAUGAUUUGACACAUAUGCUUUCUCUUGGUGAAGAGAAUCUUAAAAUUAGUUGCUACCACGAGCUAUGUUCUCCUCUAGGGUGGAUGGGGACUCACAUAAAUGGAUUGACGCUGGAAAUCGAGGUAAAACAGAUGAGCUUAUAAGGAAGAAGAAGAAUAGAAGAAGUCAUUCAGCUCCUCCAUUUUACCGAGACAAGAAGAAGUUCUUUGCCACAACUGAGUCUUCAAGAAAGGCAGCAGGAAAUAGCAACAUUUAAACUGUUUAUGAUGUGCUCAUGCCAGAAUCUAGAGCUGUAAGGAGACUGCAUCAUUCUGCAGAAGCUAUCUGCGCGGAGCUUCCACUCAGUCAUCCCAUCAAUGUGCUCAAUCUUCCACCCAAAAUGUGGCCAAGUGUUAAAAUGAAAUUUGUUAACAUCUGGAAUAGAAAAUUACAAACUCAAGGGGAUUGCACAAGUACAUGCGAUGGGGAGUCAAAAGAAGAGAUCAUGGCUAUUCUUCGUAUGAUCAAGAAGUCUUCUGCAACUAGAGAUAUUCCCAAGGGUCAUUUUGCUGUGUAUGUUGGGGAGAUGCAGAAAAAGAGAUUUGUGAUCCCCAUAUCAUUCUUGAGCGAACCUUUAUUUCAAGACUUGCUUAGUCAAUCUGAGGAAGAAUUUGGCUUCGACCAUCCAAUGGGUGGUGUGACUAUUCCCUGCAGCGAGGAUUUGUUCAUCGAUCUCACAUCUCGAUUGCGGAAGUGAGAAGGAAGCCAGUCCCCAUUUUUUUAAUUACACAAUUUUGUAUAGCUGUAGUAAGCCAGGAUAGACACUGUGUACAGUUGAGAGUUAGAAGAAACACUAGGUAGACUAAGGACACAUUUUUCUACUUCAAAAGAAAUUGAAGUAAUGAAACUUUUUACUUACAUGGUUUCAUUCUAUACCAUACAUUGAUGUAA
Solanum stenotomum is the source of this 3060-nucleotide messenger RNA. Its product is annotated as auxin-responsive protein SAUR21-like. The record is from RefSeq and is a predicted model, not a curated record. Lineage: Eukaryota; Viridiplantae; Streptophyta; Magnoliopsida; Solanales; Solanaceae. The coding region runs from base 2405 to 2866 and encodes 153 amino acids. Gene Ontology annotation, biological process: response to auxin. The transcript is spliced from 9 exons.